Symbiodinium sp. CCMP2456 is the source of this 1086-nucleotide messenger RNA. The record is from the annotation of a GenBank genome assembly. Lineage: Eukaryota; Dinophyceae; Suessiales; Symbiodiniaceae.
AUGGCGAACCUGCGGGUGGUAAACCUGGCAGGUGAGCUGAUCCUAGAGACCCUUCUAUGCGAAGAGAACGACUACGGCGGUCCCGACCUAGCCGUCUACCUAGGGAAGUUGGUGCAAGAGCGCACCGGCUUCCCAUCCUUCCGGAUCGCGCUUGUGGCAGCGGGCAAAUCUUGGCACCAGUUGGGACAGCCAAGUGAAGUUCAAGCCGUGUUUAAUCAGGCAGUGAAUGACUUCUCAGCAGACCUACUGACAGCGAUUCGGGCACGAGACUUCGAGGCUGCCAGAGAGAUCCUGGAGAAGCAUCAGGACCCAAACUGCUGCGAUGGAGAUGACUGCGCGGCUCGCGUCGCCUGUAUCGCUGGAAGCGGAGACAUUCUAGAGAUUCUGCUGCAGGCCGGGGCGGACAGAGAUGCAAGGAAUGCAGACGGAGAAGGUCUCCUACACACAGCAGCCGCCCACGGCAGCAUGGAGUGCGCUCGACUUUUGCUGGAUCUAAAUGCCGACAUCGACGAGUCUUCAGAAGAAAGUGGCUUCACUGCGUUGCAUAUGGCAGCAAGAAGUGGCCAGAUGGAUAUGUUUCGCCAACUCCUAGAGGCUGGUGCUAAGAGAGAUGCUCUGGACCAGACCGGAGCGAGCGUUUUACACUCUGCCGCCGAGCAUGGACAGGUCCAAGUCAUGAGUUACCUCUUGGAUCUAGGUAUGAACAUAGAGUUGACAGAGGAGGCAGGGGCAACGCCCUUGUACGUAGCAGCGGAGAGUGGCCAGCUCGAGGCAGUUCGCUUCUUGAUCCAGGCAGGGGCAUACAUCGACACGGAAGACGAGUCAGGGGCGACACCCUUAUAUGCAGCUUCUCAAAACGGUCAUGCUGAUGUGGUUGACUGCCUGGUCAAAGCAGGGGCGGACAAGGAGAAGUGCAAGAGGUAUGGUGGAAGCCCUCUAUCGAUCGCAACAUGGCGUGGCCAUUUCGAUGUGCUGGAUGCACUUGACGAGGACUUGGAAAGUUUUAAGGCGCACAACUCCGGCUUCUUGCAGGAACUGCAAGCUCUAUUAGAUGAGUGCGGUGGUGGCAGUUUGUUCAGCAGAUAA